Emiliania huxleyi CCMP1516 is the source of this 1284-nucleotide messenger RNA. RefSeq lists its product as hypothetical. Lineage: Eukaryota; Haptophyta; Isochrysidales; Noelaerhabdaceae. The transcript is spliced from 6 exons. The coding region runs from base 1 to 1284 and encodes 427 amino acids. The record is from RefSeq and is a predicted model, not a curated record.
AUGUCCCUGCCCAUGCCCAUGCCCAGACCGCUAACUCGACCGAGCCCAAGCAGCGCCGGGACGCUCCUCUCCACCGUGAUGCUCCUCGCCAUCAUCGUCACCACGACGUGUCAGCUGCGGACGGGCGUCGCCCACGACAUCGUGCGCCCGCUCUCCAACGUCGCCGAGAUCCCUGCCUCGCCUGCCAGGAGCGGCGUCGAGCUCCUCGCUGGGCAGAUGGCAGGCGAGGCCGUCACGGCCAUGAUCGUGGUUGCCGACGCCGGCGACAACCCGCUGGCGGACCGCCGCGAGGACCGGGAGGCGGCGGCGGCGCGGGAGAAGAAGGCGAAGGUGGCGAAGCUCAACUCGCAGACGGCGAACGCGAUGGAGCCCUCCUUCAGCCGCCCGCUCGGUGCCAAACCAAAGGCGCGCACGACACCCGACGCGGCCGCCAAGCAGCUUGCCAAGGUCGCGCUGGGCUCAGCCUCGAGCAAGGCUGCCGCCUCGAGCAAGGCUUCCGCGCCGCCUGCUGCAGCUCCCUCACGCGCGCCUGCAGCUUCGGCCUCGCGGCCGAUCGAGCAGUAUCCGACGGGCGUCGUCGGGGUGAGCUCCGAGUUCUCGAGCAGCGACAACUCCGCGCGGCAGCUGCUCGGCCGCCCGGCCGUGUAUCCCAAGGCUGGCUCCAGCGUCCGAGCGUGGUCGCCCGUCCCUCGCGAGGGGGAGGACCGCGAGUGGGUGCGGCUGCUCUUCCGCACCGCCGUGGAGCCCUCCUCGGUCACCGUGUACCAGUCCUUCAACCCGGGCUCCCUCGUCGAGGUUCGCGCGGCGACCGAGGUCGGCGGUGAGGGCGGCGAGGCGUCGGACUGGGCGACCAUCUGGCGGGGAGAGAGGUACAACACCGACCCACACCGGCAGCCGAGCGACGCGCUCGAGCUCAAGGUCUCUCCCGGCACGCUUCCCGUCCGCGCGAUUGAGCUGGUGCUCGACACGACAGGCUGGUCCGACGCCUUUUGGAGCGAGCCCCCGCCUCCGAGCGAGAUCGACUCCGUGCGGCUGGUUGGCACGCCCGCCUCGCUCUCUCCGCCGCCGCCCCACCCCUUCGUGACGCUCCAGCCGAGCGAGACGGAGUCAGCCUUUGCGGAGAGCGCUCGGUGGGCGGCCCUCUCGAUGGUCUGGGCCAACAGCCGUCGCCUCGGCUGUCGCUACCCGGCGAAGGUGGAGAGGAGCGCCGGGCUCAAGGGGCGUCCGAUCGCGGCGAGCGGCGCGGCGCUAGACGGCGAGAUGCGCAUGCGCGGGGCAAAGUGA